ACCCCCCUCCAGCACUCAGAACAUGGAACCCACCGCUCUGUGACAUCAGCCCCGGCACCGAGGGCACCAAGGACACCGUGGCUGCUGUGGGCAUUGCGGCUGUGGCUGUGCUGCUGCACGGAGCCCUCAGUGCUUGCUGCUCACACGAGCCUCUGGCAGCCAUGAACUGGCUCAGCCUCCUCGUCCUGAUGACCGUGGCCGGGCUGGUGCACGGGACAUGGGACAAUUGUGGAGGAACCUGUGGGCUCCGAGCUGUGGUGUCUGACUAUGGCCUCAUGACUUACUACUAUGGCAACCUGGCUUAUGACAACGGCAUGACACGCAUUGUGGGUGGCACAGGUGCCCUGCCAGGGGCCUGGCCAUGGAUCGUCAGCAUCCAGCAUCCCUGGGCACCAGACCGGGGGCAUUGGUGUGGAGGGUCUCUCAUCGGCACUCAGUGGGUCCUCACAGCAGCCCACUGCUUCGACAAGUUUGAUAACAUCAGCAUGGUGUACGUGGUGAUUGGAGCCACCCAGUUGUCUCAGCCGGGCCCUGGGGCACAAAUACGCAGUGUCAAGCAGUUGGUGAUACACCAGUACUACAAUCCUGCUGACAUGAGCUAUGACAUUGCCUUGCUGGAAUUGGACCAUCCUGUCCUGUGCAGCCCCUACAUCCAGCUGGCCUGUGUGCCUGAUGCCACACUGAGAUUGUCGGAGCUGCAGAACUGCUGGGUUGCUGGCUGGGGUUCCACCGCUCCAAGAGCUCAAGAAUCAAGUGAUCACCUGCAGGAGGCCAAGGUCCAGCUCAUCGAUCUGCAACUCUGUAACAGCAGUGGCUGGUACGCUGGGAAAAUCCAUACCCACAACUUGUGUGCUGGUUACCCACAGGGAAACAUCGACACCUGCCAGGGUGACAGUGGUGGUCCUCUCAUGUGCCAGGACAACCACGCUGACUCCUGGUGGGUUGUUGGAGUGACCAGCUGGGGAAGAGGCUGUGCCAGAGCAAAGCAGCCUGGAGUCUACAUCUCCACUCAGUUCUUCAGCAAUUGGAUUCAGGUCCAUACCGGCUCAAACACAGUUAGAAGUGAUUCUCCAACAUCACAAGCCUGGAGUCAUUUUCUGACUGCCCACCAAACAACCCAGAAGCCAUGGUCAACACGACCCCCCACUUAUAAGCCAUGGACAACACCACCUCCCACUUAUAAGCCAUGGACAACACUACUUCCCACUCAUAAGCCAUUGCCAACAUCAUUUCCCUCUCAUAAGCCAUGGACAACACGACCCCCCACUUAUAAGCCAUUGCCAACAUCAUUUCCCACUCAUAAGCCAUGGACAACACGACCCCCCACUUACAAUCCAUGGCCAACACCACUUCCCACUCAUAAGCCAUGGCCAACCCAACCCCCCACUCAUAAUCCAUGGCCGACACCAAUCCCCACUCAGCAGCCAUUGCCAACACCCUCUCAAAAGCCUUUGCCAACAGCGCUCCCCACUCAAAAGCCAACACCAUCAAAUGAGGCUAGCUCCUGCCCAUUUCCACUCAACAAGCUGGUAGACUUCUUUACUAAAGUGAAGCAGCUCCUUCGUGAGGUCCUUGGACAAAACACAGCUUGAGGCAGGAUCCAGGGCAGGCUGCAGAGUACCUCAACCAUUUCCUGCUGGGGCAAUGCCUGCUGAUCCAAAGGCAGCCUCAGGGUCAAAAAUCUGCUCUGUCCUGACUACACUCCUCUCCAGUGUGCAGGCAAAUACUGGAGUUGUCUAAGUUGUUGAAAUAAAAUUACCUAUGCUCAAAGUGAA
This is a messenger RNA of Cyanistes caeruleus (blue tit), 1775 nucleotides long. Its product is annotated as acrosin-like. The record is from RefSeq and is a predicted model, not a curated record. Gene Ontology annotation, molecular function: serine-type endopeptidase activity. NCBI's taxonomy places the organism in Eukaryota, Metazoa, Chordata, Aves, Passeriformes, Paridae. Gene Ontology annotation, biological process: acrosome reaction; proteolysis.